CACUAUUUUUAUCCCGCUCAUCAAGGCACUUGCAGUUUCCCUUCUUUUUAGGGCCCCUGUUGCCCCACGAUGCAACAGUCUUUAGAACGAGCUCUGGACCGUGCGGACUAUAUCAUUGCCAGUGCCCAGCAGAGGCCUCCUAAAAGGAAAGGCUCAGCGAGUGGGGGAGCAUCUCUGGAUGAAAAACUUUAUGACCUAUAUGUGGAAGAAUGCGGGAAAGAGCCUGAGGCUACGGAGGAAUUAAGAAGCAACGUGAACUUGUUGGAGAAGCUCCUGAGGAGAGAGUCGUUGCCGUGCUUAGUGGUCAACCUAUACCCAGGAAAGGAGGGAUAUUCGCUGAUGCUCGAGGGCGAAAAUGGAUCCUAUUCGGAGACCAUUCGACUGCCUUAUGAAGAAGGGGAGUUGCUCGAAUACUUGGAUGCUGAACAAUUACCUCCUGCUCUGGUGGAUCUCCUGGAAAAAUCUCAGGUUAACUUUUUUCACUCUGGGUGUGUCAUAGCCCAGGUACGGGACUACAGGCAGUGCAGUCGGGAACCUCCCGGCUACGCGAGCAGGCAUGUUCUCCUGCGGCCAACGAUGCAGACGUUAGCCUGCGACGUGCAGUCCAUGACCAGCGAUGACCAGACCUGGACCCAGGAAGACAGGCUUUUGCUGGAGAGCCAGCUGAUCUUAGCUACGGCCGAACCGCUGUGUCUUGAUCCUUCUGUAUCAGUAGCCUGCACUGCAAACAGGCUGCUCUAUAACAAGCAAAAGAUGAACACUGGCCCCAUGAAAAGGAGCUUCAAGAGGUAUUCUGCACCCUCCCUGAACCGGCAGCAGGAGCUGUCUCAUCGUCCACCUCCUCCUGAGCUGAGAGUAUGGCCUUCUUACAAAAAAAGCAGAGAAAGUACAACAAGUGAGAAUUGUGACUUUGUAAUUUCUAAACCAGGGAAUUAUGUAGAUACGUGGAAACAGAGACCCUGUGACUUGGCUGUACCUUCUGAAGUGGACGUGCAGAAAUAUGCUAAAUGGGAGACGUUUGUCAAAUAUGAUGAGUCACAACCAACAGACUGGCCAGCCCACGAGGCAAAAGAUGAUUUUGAAUUUGGAUAUGAAGGUGGCGAUGAGUCUCAAACAAAGCCAGCCUUCAUGCAGUCACUUAAUGAUCCAUUUAUCUCUGGUAAAAGAAGGGUACGUAAAAAAAUCAGACAUGAAAGACAGGCAUCCCCUCCGCACUCCUCCACAGGUGACCAUUCAACUAGUGUUCUGCCUAGGUCAAAGAGUGAUGCUGGGAGGGAAGUCAUUCAGUCACAGAUCUUGGUCAAGCAGAAGGCCAAAUGUCCGGUCACUGUGUCACACAGCUCCAGUGGCUCAGCCAGCCUCAGCCAGCUGCCUCCAGGGAAAGAAACAGAACAGCCUGAGAUCGUGUCUGUUCAGUCUUCAGUCCUGGGGAAGGCAGUCAGCCAUCCAUCUCCAGCCAUCAAACCUCCCUCAAGCUCAGGAAAGACUUGGUCAGGUAACAGUUUUACUCCAUGGCAGGGAAGCACCUUUCUUAAAUCUCCAUCUCCUGCUCCAGCUUCUAAGCCACCAAGUCCUUCCCAGAAAUCCCCUGUGGAAGUGAAUCCAAUUAGCACAUUUCCUGCGGCCACUCUGUCUACCACCGGCUCUCUACAAAGAACCCUGGCCACCCAGGUCGCAGCGAAUUCCCAGGAAUCCUCUGUGGAAGUGAAACAAGCUAGCGUGCUUCCUGCAGCCACCCUGACUACCACCAGCUCAUCACAAAGAACCCUGACCACCCCGAUCACAGUCAAGUUUCCGAAACCACCUGCAGAAGUGAUUCAAAUUAGUAUGCUUCCUCCAGUCACUUUGUCCACUACCAGUUUAUCACAAAGAACCUUGGCCACCCAGGCCAUGGCCAGAUCUCAGAAAUCCUCUGUGCAAGCGACUCGAGCUAGCGUGCUUCCCGCAGCCACUGUGUCCACUACCAGCUCAUCACGAAGAACCUUGACUACCCCAGUCACGGUCAAUUCCCAGAAGUCCUCUGUGGAAGUGAUUCGAGUUAACAUGCCUCCUACAGCUACUUUGUCCAGUGCUAGCUCCUCAGAGAGAACCUUGGCCACCCAGGUCAUGGCCAAGUCCUGCAAAUCUUCUGUGGAAGUGACUCCAGUUAGUAUACUUCCUAAAGCCACCAUAUCUACUACCAGCUUAUCACAAAAAACCCUGACCAUCCCAGUCAUGGCCACUUCCCAGAAAUCCUCUGUGGAACUGAUUCAAGUUUCCAGGCCUCCUACAGCUACUUUGUGUACUACCGGCACAUCACAGAGAACCUCGGCCACCCAGGUCACGGCCAGGUCCCAGAAAUCUUCUGCGAAAGUGACUCAAGUUAGUAUACUUCCUAAAACCACCAUAUCCACUACCGGCUCAUCACAAAGAAGCCUGGCCACCCAGGUCACGGCCAAGUCCCAGAAACCUUCUGUGAAAGUGACUCAAGUUAGUAUACUUCCUAAAACCACCAUAUCCACUACCGGCUCAUCACAAAGAAGCCUGGCCGCCCAGGUCACGGCCAAGUCCCAGAAACCUUCUGUGAAAGUGACUCAAGUUAGUAUACUUCCUAAAACCACCAUAUCCACUACCGGCUCAUCACAAAGAAGCCUGGCUGCCCAGGUCACGGCCAAGUCCCAGAAACCUUCUGCGAAAGUGACUCAAGUUAGUAUACUUCCUAAAACCACCAUAUCCACUACCGGCUCAUCACAAAGAAGCCUGGCCACCCAGUCCACAGACAGUUCUGCUGGCCCCAACAUCAUCCAAGUGGUGGGCACUGUCAGUGGAGUCCAGGCUUGGGCAAGGGAUUCCAGCCUUAGGCAGGGCUCUACCACUGGGGCCACAGCUCCUGCGGGAAUCAAGCCCAGUAACCUGCCCUCAGGAUCUUGGCCACCAAAUGUAGGGCCCCCGGCACUGCAGGCUCCUUCUCAAGCAGGUGCUCAGUUUUUUUUUAAAGAUGCCCCAAGUAUCAGGCCAGUAAGCAUGUUCCAGCUUCCACAAGGUUCAUACCUUUUGAACACCCAGCAACUGAACACCCAGCAACAGCCUCAGCAGCAGUGGCUCUAUCAGCUGAUUCCACAACAACAACUUCAACAACCUACAGCUUCCAGUCAGCAGCCCACAGCUCCUCAUCCUCAGCAGCCAGUAUCACAGGGCUCAAGUGCACAAGGGUCAACCAGUCAGAGAACAGCCUUAUCUGCUCAGCAAGCUGUUGUCCUUAACCUUGCUGGAGCAGGAAGUUUGCUGCAGCCCCUGCAGGCAGCUGUGUUGUCUCCACUUGGCUGUGUGGAGAGCCAGAGAAGACCUGAGCAGAGCGGCGCUCAGCACACACUGCAGCUGUCCUCUGCCUUACAGCUGCAGCCCCAGCAGCAGGUACAGCUGAGAAUUCUGCCACACCCAGUGGCUCUGACAACAGUGGCCGCCCCAACAGCUCAGCCACAUCCAUCUAGCGAGCAGACAGCAAAUCAGUCCACAGGUAAAAUGAAGAAAGGCACACCAACCACUCCAAAAUCCUAG
Molecule: messenger RNA, 3537 nt
Organism: Neofelis nebulosa (Clouded leopard)
Lineage: Eukaryota; Metazoa; Chordata; Mammalia; Carnivora; Felidae
Product: transcription factor SPT20 homolog
Exons: 1
Coding region: 70-3537 (1155 amino acids)
Biological process (GO): regulation of transcription by RNA polymerase II
Cellular component (GO): SAGA complex
Molecular function (GO): transcription coregulator activity
Source: RefSeq, a predicted model, not a curated record